CUGUUUGUUAUUAGUUAUAUGAGCAGACAUACUAAGGGCAAAUAUGACAUUCAUGAAAUGUAGUUCAUAGUGAAAAAAUAUCUGGAGGGUAGGGGACUCAUAUUCUCAUUUGAAAUGACUCAUCAUAUGCGUUUGGGUAAAUCAACCUUUUUCAGGUCUCAGCUUCCUUAUCUAUAAAAUGAGAAAUUGACUAUGAUUUCUUGAGUAACUGCCAGCUCUGGGAUGCUGUAGAAGUAAACGCACUGAAUAAACUGCGUAUGUGUAUUAAAUGCAUUUAAUGGCAUAAAGGUGAGUGACAAUGAAAUACAGGAAGGAAAGAUGGAGGAGGGUCACAAGGCUUUCAGAAACUAUUCAGUUUGUGAGCUCAUUUCCCUUUUUAAAAGAACCAUUAACUUUUAAGGUUUCCAGACAAAUCACUCUCCAAGGCUGAGUGUGGUUGGGUCUGAGAUGCUACCACAGUGAUGGAAAGUGUGGCUGGAACUCAGCCCUUUCUGACGUUGAAGCCUGAAGCCCCUGCAGUGGGAGGAGGGGGUGUCUUAUGUAUAUGAGAUGAAAUUCUCCCUUAGUUCCCCCCACAGUUGGGGAAAGAAAGCACUGCAGAAACCAGUGCACCUUCCCUAAGGGGAAGGGUUUGAAAGUUCAGGUCACAUUCAGAAUAUUGGAGCAGGGAGCUGGGCAUAUAUCACCUAACACAAUUUCCUCAUUUUCUAAAUUUUAUAAGUGAAGAAACUGAAAUCCAGCAAGGUUAUAUGAUAUAUUUCAAUUUGUGUUAGAACAAGGCUAAGAAUUAGGCUCAUCAUUGUAGUAGAGAGAGUGGAUAAAUGUGACGAUAAGGAACAUACAUUCAUUUCCAUAUUCUCCAGCUCCUAGUACUGCACCUGGCACAUAGCAGAGCUUCAUUAACCCUGGUCACAUGACUGACUAGUUGACUGAAUGAAUGCGUGGAUAUGUUCCUUUCUUGUGUUUCCUGGUAACCAGCUGGACACACAUGCCAGCCAUUUCAAGCUGAGGACUGUUUCAUCAGAGAUAUUAGAGGGCUCUCUCAACUUACUGAGAUGCUUUUCUUCCUCUGAGUAUUGCUUCCUCUUAGUUGACACUAACAGGAUAAGUAUCAGAACGUGUACAGGAUGUGUGGUAGCAUGACAGCGAACUGGGGUUUCCUCUGAUGUGACUGUAGACUUGGUGGUGACACAGGAGUGAUUGGUAAUCAGAUGCCCUGGGUCAGUAGUUGGGAAGAGUGGCCCCUGAUCCUGUGACUGUGGAGAAGAGACAGUUGCAGGACAUACCCAGUGUGACUGGAGAAUUAGAACAGCACCUAGACAGAGCCAUUGCUUGACUUUUCUUCUUCAGCACCCAUGUUUUCACAUUCUCCCUUUGACUGUGUCCUGCUGUUGCUGGUACCACUUACAAGGUCUUUGGAAGGGGUGUACAUAGUUGAGGUGGGUCAGAAUGCUGAUCUGCCCUGCAGCUACUCUCCAGCUACCCCUGAGAAUCUUGUGCCUGUGUGCUGGGGCAAGGGACACUGUCCUGUGUUUGAAUGUUACCGUAUGUUAAUCAGCACUAAUGGAAGAAGCUUAAAAAAGCAGCUAUCUAGCAGAUAUCAGCUAAAGGGGAAUUUCCACGAAGGAGAUGUGUCCUUGACCAUAAAGAAUGUGACUUUUGCUGACAGUGGGAUCUAUUGCUGUCGGAUCCAAUUCCCAGGCUUGAUGAAUGAUAAAAAAUCGCACCUGGAGUUGGUCAUCAAACCAGCCAAGGCCACCCCUGCCCAGACUCCACAGAGAGACUGUACUACAGCCUUUUCAGAGAUGCUCACCAGCAAGGAACAUGGCUCAGAGACCCAGACACCGGAGACUCUCCAUGAUAAAAGUCAAACACAAACACCCACAUUGGCUGAUGAGUUACAAGACACUGGCGCAAUCACCAGAAUCGGCAUCUACAUCGGAGCAGGGAUCUCUGCUGGUCUGGCACUGGCUCUUAUCUUUGGUGCCUUAAUUCUCAAAUGGUAUUCUCCUAACACAGAGAAGCGACAGAAUUUAAGCCUCACCACUUCAACAGACCUCCCUCCCUCAGGGUUAGCCAGUACGGUAGCGGAGGGAAUGCGCUCGGAGGAAAACAUCUAUAUCAUCGAGGAGAACGUGUACGAAAUGGAAGAUCCAUAUGAGUAUUACUACUACAUCAGCAAUGGGCAGCACGCCUGACAGCCUCUGGCUGUCACCCAUCAACACCAGUAUAUCCAGCUACUUCAUUUUUAACUUGGUAUUGUCUUCGUUGAAAACUAUAAAAUUUGUCAGCUGAUUUUAGAGACUCUGUUCAUGGCCACUGAGCAGAGGUCUUCCAUUUUCUGAAGAUAAUGGGCUCACAGGGGGAUUGAAUUGUGACCUGCACUGUACUUAGGCAUAUUACCUUUGUAUUCCUGCCAACGGGCUACACAGCUAAGAGACUGUUAAUCAAGGUGUUAGAGCUCAAGUGGGCUUUAUAGACUAGGAAUUCUUAAUAGGGGGGUUCUGGAAUACUAGGAAAUUAUCACAUGAUGUAUCCACAAAGCUUCUGAAGAUAUAGGGAAAAUUAUGUGCUGAGAUAUGUGCAUGUCUUUUUUGGCACAGAAAGUCUAAAGGGGCCCCUGAUUUUCAAAGAGAAUCUGUGUCCCAUCAAAAGUGAAUAAACUGUUGGAGUAGAACUAAAUGGUCUUGAAGGUUCCCCCUGAGUCUCAAGACUUAAUGGUUCUUUGAAUAUUGACUCUCCAACAGUAAGUGCCACUGUACAGCUCCCCUUUGCCAGUUAAGAAAGCAGUCCAGCAAGGCCUGUGGUGUGGCAGAUGCUCCCGGAGAAAAAGGAAGUGUGCUCAGUGCGUGUUGCCGAGUUAUGCUUGGGGUGCACUCAGAAGGAAAUAUCUCUGACCAACUUCUCCAUUCACGGAGAGAACUGGCGCUGUGUUUUUCACAGAAGAAGAAGCAGUGACUGGGACACAAAUUCUGUUUCCUGGUGGAAAAAGGCAAAGAGCUCCAGCAAUCUGUAUGUAUCAGCAUCAGAUCCCCUGAUGGAAAGACAAUUGUCCUGAAGCGUCAAGUCCAGAUCGGUCUUGCUUAUUUGUUGCUUCCCCGGCGCCUGGCACAUCACUGACACAUAUAAUAGAGAUUUACUAAGUAUCUUUGGAGUGAAAAAAUUAAGUGGAAAGGUAGCAUUCUGGAAAGACUUUUCCACUGGAGAGCUUAGACAGAGCUCUGUAACUACUUCUUGGAGAACUCACACAUCCUCCUGGGCUCCCGUAUCUGCUCUUUCCUAGACCAAAGUGGCCUUUGUUUCCAGCAUCAUCUAUAAGCUCAGGCCCUUGGAAGUCUGUUACUUUCUUGUCUCUGUUCCCCUUUCUGCUGAGCCAUCUGCAGCACACAAAGAGUCAGCCAACAGUAUGGUCCUGUCGCAUCCUGAAAUCUGCCUGUCCGGGUGAUAACUCAACUACUGCAGUGCUGCAUGCAGAUGUUGGUCACUGAGGGUGGUAGGCAGCCCAUUUCUUUCUAGAAGUCUUUCCAGAAGUCUCAUGUGAAUUUAAGUGUUUGGGCUGCAUCUAAACAGCUUUGGGAAGCUCUGGCUUUCUACAGGGAGAUACGUAAGGGAAGUCAUUUUCAAAAUUAUAGGCAGCAGCUCUCAUAUAAGCUGGAAAAUUAAUUGUAAGUGUUUUAAAGUCAUGAAAUUCUAGAGGGAAAAGACUUCAGAACAUGUUUGAACCAGAUCAGUGAUUCCCCUGAAGAGAUUGCUGUCCUACAAAAACUUUUCAACAAGGGCAUGUAUACAAAGAUGAUCAUUGCAAUGGUGUUUGUCAGAGGUUUUUCCAUUAGAGGGGAAUAGUUGACUAUUGUGACAUGUCAACACACUGGUGCAGUUGAAAAGAAUUUUAGGUGGUUUCAUCAUUGAGCUGUUUUGAUAAUUUAAUGAGUAUUUAUGAAGUGCUUACCUUGUGCCAGGUACUCUGGUGCUGAGACUAGAGAGAGAAACCAAAUAGAAAAACCCCUGGUCCAUGGAACUUCUAGUUGGUCUGACAGGAAGGCAGAUUCAUUCCAUUCAUUCAUUCAGUGAACAUUUAUUGGCACUUACUUUGUGUCAGAGACUGUUCUGGUCCCUAGAAAUACAGCAAUGAACAAAGCAGACAAAAAUCCCUACUCUCAUGGAACUUAUGUUACUUUUCAGAGGAGAAAACUGUAUUUUUAAGUCGAAAGAAAAAAAAAUUCUAGAAUAGUAUAUAUAGUUGAUGCUAGUUUUUUCUUUUGCCUUAAAAAAUAUCUGGAAGAAUAUACCCAAAUUAAUAUGGUUAUCUCACAGGGACACAUGAUCAUGAGACAGACUUUUUACUUUUAUGUGCUUCUGUAAUUGUUUGAAUUAUUUUCUCUAUUUUCUUUUGUAAUAAAAAAAUUAGAUUUAAGCACAUUAUAGCAAUGUUUUCUUGUCCACUUUCCUCUUGGAAAGAAAUGAAGACUAGGAUAAGUUAAGUUCAAGGUCCAGGCCAGCAGUAGAGUAAGGCAGGAAGCCAGAACUGGAACCUGUUUUUCAGGGUAGGACCCAUUCUCAAUUACUGAGAAUGGAGAAGAUGGCAGAAUGGGGAACAGUAAUCUACAAAGCCACUGCAGAGGGCCCAGGAGAUGAUGACAGUAACUUAUUAAAAACGGUGUAGUAAGAUUGAAUGUGUGGUUUGCUCUUAGAAGUGC
This is a messenger RNA of Manis pentadactyla (Chinese pangolin), 4697 nucleotides long. It is a transcript of the gene HAVCR2, whose product is annotated as hepatitis A virus cellular receptor 2. The transcript has 7 exons. NCBI's taxonomy places the organism in Eukaryota, Metazoa, Chordata, Mammalia, Pholidota, Manidae. Bases 1356 to 2198 code for a protein of 280 amino acids. The record is from RefSeq and is a predicted model, not a curated record.